AUGGUGCCAUGUCCUUCCUGCUUUCUUGCUGUCGUCGCCGCGAUGGUCCGCUCGUAAUUCCAGAGGAAAGGCAGCCGUUUCUGGCUGGAAACAAUGAUCAAAACACGCUGGGGAAAGAUUCGUCAGAAACGACCCCGUGGUUGACUAAAGUUGUCGAGGUCGCCACCGCCUUUAAAGCUGGAAAACUACCAUCUGGAGCGCAAAUCGACAAUGCGGCCAGUAGGGGUAUCAAAGUCGUGGACGGCACAUCUAGAGGUGAUACUCAACACAGCGCUCUGGUCAGGAACCUGGCAAGGUCAACAAAGCAGCUCCUUCAGAACGUCCUCCGGUUCGAUUUGGAGAAGAAUGAAGACGACAAGUUGCAGGAUGUAUACUAUCGCCUCAAGACCACGGAAAUUGCAGAGCACGUCUCUGUGAAUGUGAGUAAAUCAGAGCUGGAGCGUACUCCCGCAGAACUCGAAGCUACUCAAGCCGACAUCACCUCUCUUUUCCAGUCUAUCCUGACCGUAUCCAACUUCCUUCUCACCUCCUCCGUCCUUCGACUUAUCUUCCUAGACUUCUUCCGCGACUCACGCGAGGCAUUAUCCAAGACGGCGGAGAAUGUCGGUGAGCUAGCUGCAGCUGUCGAGCAAGGCGCAAGGAUUGUCGAGGAUACGGUGGGAGUCAAAGCUCGUGUCAGCCCCGGAGCCACUGGUGUCCAGCAGGUCAUUCACGAAGCCGAGGACCGAGCUCACGAGGUGGGCGAGACUAUCAAGGAAGAAAAGUCGUUGAUAGUGAGGGACGUCGCUGUGCGCAGGGCCCAAGACUUGAUAAUUCGAGCGCAUCAAGACGAGAAGCACUUGACUGCAAUAAAAACGAUCAUCGAUCUCAUGGGCAAAUAUUCUCAAAAGUCUUCCGUUCUUAGCCAGAUGUCCGUUGAGACUACCCCUAUGCUGGAAGACCUCCUCGGAGAUAGUCGCACCAUUCUCGAGCGUAUGGCGUCGCAUCAGUCACUCGAAUCCGUUGUCCAAGCCCUCCGAGCAGUCAUGCGCGACUUCUAUGCCUUGUUGACAGGUGCAACAGAUGAUGACGAGGCCGACGACACAUCCCACGUCAUUUCCUAUGUUUCUGACCUGAAACACUACCUGGACCAUGCAUUAUCAGAUCCUCAGUUUGCUGCGUCCCUCAGUAGCAAGAGGGAGCUGGAAGGGCUUUACACCCGCGCUGCCGCCUUCUUCAACUCUUCUUCCUCCAGGCUAGCUCGCGAUAUGAUUGAAGUACACACGCAACUUCUGCUCUCCAUCAACGCUCUUAUUACAGAUCGUUCCACCGGGGCCCUCCUAUCAUCUCUAGACGAGCUCAGUCACACGAUCCAGCAGUCACGCAAGGGAGGCUGGACGUACAAGCUCGUUUCCGAGCUCCUCGCAUGGACGCUCCCCCGCGCCUUGCGGGUAGUCCGCACGCUGCCUCUCCCCCGCGUCGAGUACAGGGACCCGUCCACCGAGGUCGCGCUCGACAACCUCUGUCUCACGCCUGUCGUUUUCCCGACGAACGGGGGCUGGGGCGGCGUGCAGGAUUAUGCAUACCAGAGCCCGACGAGCGGCCUUGUGCCCGACAACGUGCGCGUGCAGACGUGGAACGACACCAUCGUGGACACGCAGAAUGGCGCUGUGAGCCAUCGGACGUGGCUGAGGCUGCAGGCGAAGGGCGUGAGGAUCGCGGCGGAGAAUGUGGGGUAUUAUUUCAAGUAUUCGGCGGCAGCGUUCCCGUUUUCGUAUGAGGAUGAGGGUGUGAUGGGUAUUGAGCUCGGCGGGGAGGGUGUUGAGUUGGAUGUGCAGCUUGAGAUGAGUGGAUCUUGGAAUGACGAGGAGACGGAAGGAGGGAAGCAGGCUGGGGCGCCAGGGACACGCGAACCGAACGGCGAGAGAAGACACGAAGAUGGGCUAGAUCAGAACCAACUUGAUGAGCGUGCUGAAAAGACGCCACCGGUGUUCAUCGUACACUCUGUGCACAUCCAUCUUCCGCCGAUCAGACUCUCGCUCAGCAGAACAUCGCACCCUAUCCUUAACGCUCUCCUCAUCCGACCGCUGGGGAAGCGCAUCGCGCGUACCGUUGUCACGCACAUCCUCGAGUCGCAGAUCCGCGCGCUGCUUGAGCAGACGGAGCACCUCCUCGCCGACGUGCGCAGGCGGCACACGCAGCGCAGGGCCGAGUACGCGCGCGCAGGCCGUGAGGACGAAGCGGCGACGGGGGGGAUUCAGCUCAGCGACAUCGUCGACGCUGUGUGCGCUGCGCUGCCCGAACAGGACGCGCGCGUCGAGGUGCGCACGCAGGGAACGCUCAAGGGGAUCGUGCGACAGACGGUCGUACACGAGCGCGUCGACGAGGGCGUGCGCGUGCGAGAGUUCGAGUCUGCAGCUGGGCGUGACGGCGGGGUGACGCCGCCGCCGCAUGUGGUCGUCGAGCCAGGGGCGGAGGUGACGUUCGAGGAGAACGCGGUCGCGGUGGGCGUGCAGCCGCAGCUGUUCCCGGAUAGGGAUCCUGGGGCGCUCGUGAGACCGUCGACGCCUCCUGGGGAGCAUGUACCACGUCCGCAGGAGGUGGUUGAUGAGGCGCGUAACCGCGUUCGUGGAGCUCGAGAUGAUGUGGAGGCUAUUCCCGGGCUGGUGCGGGAGGCUGCUGAGCAGGUCGACGAUGGUCCUGGUUGGCGGAGCUCUGCGUUCGAUCUUUGA
Molecule: messenger RNA, 2711 nt
Organism: Coniophora puteana RWD-64-598 SS2
Lineage: Eukaryota; Fungi; Basidiomycota; Agaricomycetes; Boletales; Coniophoraceae
Exons: 3
Coding region: 9-2711 (900 amino acids)
Source: RefSeq, a predicted model, not a curated record